AACUCUUUAUUAUAAUUUCACAUCUUCUAUAGUUUUUAUCUAACAUGGAUAACUAUUUGUCCCAAUUGAGUCCAGAAAUGUAUGUUGCAACCACAAUGCUCUCCCUCGUAGUAGUAUACAUUACUAUGAACUUUCUUUCAAUCCAAAGUAGAACCAAAAGCCAAAAAUAUAUUCUCCCACCAGGUCCAUCACCACUUGCAAUCAUGUUACAUGUUUUUGAGCUUCGAAAAAAUCCACAAUAUUGUCUAGCAAAAUUCUCCACCUUACAUGGUCCAAUAAUGCACUUAAAGCUAGGGCAAAUAUCGACCGUAGUUAUUUCUUCGGCCGAUGCAGCCCAAGAAGUGCUUCAAACUCAUGACCUUUUAUUCUCAAACCGAACGGUUCCUCAAGCCGUCGCGGUCCUCGAUCACGAUAUUUUUAGCUUACCCUUUAUGCCGGUUUGCGAUCUUUGGAGAGACCUAAGAAAAAUAUGCAAAAAUGAGUUGUUUUCUAGCCAAACACUUGAUGCUAGCCAUGCACUUAGGUGUAAGAAGUUACAAGAGAUUUUAAGUGAGAUUGAUAGAAGUAGCUUAGUUGGUGAAGCUGUUGAUGUUGGAAGAGCUGCUUUUAAGACUACAAUGAAUUUUUUAUCAAACACUUUUUUUUCAAAGGACUUUGCUAACUCUGCAGGUGAAACUGAUGAGUAUAAGAGUAUUAUUGAAAAUCUUGUGAGUGCAAUAGGAACACCAAAUUUGGUUGAUUUUUUUCCGGUUUUGAAAAUGGUUGAUCCACAAGGUAUAAGAGGAGUUUCAGCUACUUAUCUUGAUAAGUUGUUGCAAAUAAUCGAUUCUUAUAUUAUCAAGAGAAUGGAGUUAAGAGGAGGAGAAAAUUAUGUCAAAUAUGAUGACAUGUUGGAUAAUUUGCUCGAUAUCUCUCAACAGAAUGGCCAAAAGAUGGACAACACCAAGAUAAAACAUUUGUUUCUUGAUUUAUUCGUUGCGGGGACAGAUACAACUUCCUACACAAUAGAAAAAGCAAUGACAGAAUUAAUUCACAAUCCACAUGCGAUGAUAAAGGCCAAAGAAGAGCUUGCACAAAUAAUCGGCAAAGGAAAAACAAUUCAAGAAUCCGACAUUGUCAAUCUUCCAUAUUUGCAAGCAAUAGUAAAAGAAACAUUACGUUUGCAUCCAUCCGCUCCACUUUUACUACCAAGAAAAGCCAAAAUCGACGUACAAAUUCAUGGAUACACAAUUCCACAAGGUGCGCAAGUCUUGAUUAACAAAUGGGCCAUGGCGAGAGACCCAAAAAUUUGGAAUGAAGCAAACUCGUUUUUGCCCGAAAGAUUUUUGGGCUCUGAAAUAAAUUAUCGAGGUCAAAACUUUCAAUUGACGCCAUUUGGGAGCGGAAGAAGAAUAUGUCCGGGCAUGCCACUUGCUAUUAGGAUGUUGCAUACGAUGUUGGGAUCAAUGAUUAACUUCUUUGAUUGGAAACUUGAAAAUGGAGUUAAAGAUAUUGAUCAACACUUGAGAGCUAUUCCCUCUAGAGUGAACAAGGUGGAACAUACAAUAUGAGUAUAUAGUAUGUUUUUAUUUGCAUAAGGCACAAAACAAAAAGACUAGUGUGCCAUGUUGUGAAUUUAUUAAGAAGUUGUUUUAUUUCUGGUACUUUAACUUAAGUUACUUUAAGUUGUGCACCUAUAAUAAUUUUUAGACAAAAGCUAUAUAUGCUUUUGUUAGAACAUCUUCAACACUUAGUUUAUGUUGCUUAUAUUUCUCUGUUGUUGAAGGUGUCAAACAUGGCAAUUGCGAUUGUUUAAGAUGAAGCCAUGUAUGUACCUUAUGUAAGAACCCUACAACAAUGUUGUUUUAUUAUUUGAUAACAUAUUUUCAUCUUCGAUCUCUACAUGAUAUCAUUUAAAUAAAAUUAUGCUUACAGUCCUUUGAGUUUUA
Lathyrus oleraceus (garden pea) is the source of this 1928-nucleotide messenger RNA. Its product is annotated as geraniol 8-hydroxylase. Lineage: Eukaryota; Viridiplantae; Streptophyta; Magnoliopsida; Fabales; Fabaceae. The coding region runs from base 45 to 1550 and encodes 501 amino acids. The record is from RefSeq and is a predicted model, not a curated record. Gene Ontology annotation, molecular function: monooxygenase activity; iron ion binding; heme binding. The transcript has 2 exons.